AUGGAUUGAAAUUUUUUAACACUAGCAAACCCUCUGCUCUUUUUUCUCUUUCUAAAUUUCACAUAUUAAUAGGCGCACUUUCUCUCUCUUGAUCCCAGCAAUUCGAGUGCGUGCGUGUUCGUCGAUUUCGUCACUCGUCGGUCUUAUACUCCGAUCUCCGGCGUUAGCCUGAUUGCCGAACGUACUGUGAAAAAAUGCCGCUCAGACUAGAAAUCAAGAGGAAACUUGCACAAAGAUCAGAGAGAGUGAAAUCUGUGGAUCUACAUCCAACAGAGCCAUGGAUAUUGGCGAGUUUGUAUUCAGGGACUGUUUGCAUUUGGAACUAUCAGACCCAGACAAUGGUUAAAUCUUUUGAAGUUACAGAACUACCAGUUAGGUCCGCGAAGUUUAUAGCCAGAAAGCAGUGGGUGGUAGCUGGGGCUGAUGACAUGUUCAUUCGUGUGCACAACUACAAUACGAUGGAUAAGGUCAAAGUAUUUGAGGCCCAUACAGAUUAUAUUAGGUGUGUGGCAGUUCAUCCCACUCUCCCGUAUGUGUUGUCAUCCUCUGAUGACAUGCUGAUAAAACUCUGGGAUUGGGAAAAGGGAUGGGCAUGCACUCAAAUAUUUGAGGGCCACUCCCACUACGUGAUGCAAGUGACGUUUAAUCCUAAAGAUACCAAUACUUUUGCCAGUGCAUCGCUUGAUCGCACUGUUAAGAUUUGGAAUCUCGGCUCUCCUGACCCAAACUUCACCUUGGAUGCCCACCUGAAAGGAGUCAAUUGUGUCGAUUAUUUCACUGGUGGUGAUAAACCUUACAUAAUCACUGGUUCUGAUGAUCACACUGCUAAGAUUUGGGAUUAUCAGACAAAGAGCUGUGUCCAGACUCUAGAAGGCCACACGCACAAUGUUUCUGCGGUUUCUUUCCAUCCUGAACUUCCCAUUAUAAUUACCGGUUCUGAGGAUGGUACAGUCCGCAUAUGGCAUGCUACUACUUAUAGACUUGAGAAUACGCUGAAUUAUGGUCUUGAAAGAGUUUGGGCAGUUGGUUGCAUGAAAGGUUCAAGAAGGGUUGUAAUUGGUUAUGAUGAAGGAACCAUAAUGGUUAAGCUCGGUCGGGAGGUACCUGUUGCUAGUAUGGACAACAGUGGGAAAAUCAUUUGGGCUAAGCAUAAUGAAAUUCAGACAGUCAACAUUAAGAGCGUCGGAGCAGAUUACGAGGUUGCUGAUGGGGAGAGAUUGCCUUUGGCUGUAAAGGAAUUGGGAAACUGUGAUCUUUACCCUCAGAGCUUAAAGCACAACCCUAAUGGUAGGUUUGUUGUUGUGUGUGGAGACGGUGAGUACAUUAUAUACACGGCCUUGGCAUGGAGGAACAGAUCAUUUGGCUCAGCAUUGGAGUUUGUCUGGUCAACGGAAGGAGAAUAUGCUGUCAGAGAAAGUACAUCAAAGAUUAAGAUCUUCAGUAAAAAUUUCCUGGAAAAGAAAAGCAUUCGUCCCACAUUUUCUGCUGAGCACAUAUAUGGAGGCAAUUUAUUGGCAAUGUGCUCAAAUGAUUUUAUUUGUUUCUACGAUUGGGCUGAAUGCAGGUUGAUAAGGCGAAUAGAUGUCAAUGUUAAAAAUCUGUACUGGGCUGAUAGUGGUGAUUUGGUGGCCAUUGCCAGUGAUGCAUCAUUCUACAUACUUAAGUUUAACCGCAAUGUAGUUUCUGCUCAUCUGGAUAGUGGAAGAUCGGUAGAUGAACAAGGCGUGGAAGAUGCUUUUGAGCUUCUUUAUGAAAUUAAUGAACGAGUACGGACUGGACUUUGGGUUGGAGAUUGUUUCAUUUACAACAAUUCUUCAUGGAGGCUUAAUUACUGUGUUGGUGGUGAGGUGACAACUAUGUUUCAUUUAGACCGGCCCAUGUACCUGCUCGGGUAUCUUGCUAAUCAGAGUCGUGUUUUUCUCAUCGACAAAGAAUUUAAUGUUAUUGGAUAUACUUUGCUGCUCAGCUUGAUUGAGUACAAAACUCUUGUAAUGCGUGGGGAUCUGGAAAGGGCAAAUGAGGUCUUACCUUCAAUACCAAAGGAGCACCAUAACAGCGUGGCUCGUUUCUUGGAGUCAAGAGGAAUGAUCGAAGAUGCACUUGAAGUUGCUACAGAUCCCGACUACAGAUUUGAGUUAGCCAUACAACUAGGCAAGCUAGACAUUGCAAAGGAAAUUGCCACAGCCGCACAAAGUGAAUCUAAAUGGAAGCAACUGGGUGAAUUAGCUAUGUCUACUGGAAUGUUGGAGUUGGCAGAGAAGUUGAAGCAAGCAAAUGACCUUAGUGGUCUGUUGCUGCUCUAUUCGUCGUUAGGCGAUGCUGAAGGAAUUACUGAACUUGCAUCUCUUGCGAAAGAGCAUGGGAAAAACAAUGUUGCAUUCCUUUGUUUAUUUAUGUUGGGUAAAUUGGAUGACUGCCUCCAACUGUUGAUUGACAGCAACCGAAUACCUGAAGCUGCUUUGAUGGCUAGGUCUUACCUUCCAAGUAAGGUGUCAGAAAUUGUUGAUCUUUGGAGAAAGGACCUCAAUAAGAUUAAUCAAAAAGCGGCAGAAUCUCUUGCGGAUCCAGAAGAAUAUCCAAAUUUAUUUGAUGAGUGGCAAGUUGCACUUUCUGUCGAAGCUAAAGCUGCUGAGACAAGGGGUAACUAUCCUCCGGCAGCUGAAUACGCGCAACAUGCUGAUCGAUCAACCGCAAGCCUUGUAGAAGCAUUUAGAAACAUGCAAAUGGAAGAUGAAGAAGAACCCUUGGAAAAUGGAGGCUUGGACUAUGAGGAUGCAGAGCCAAAUGGAGAAGAGGGAGCUGAUGACACACAAGUAGAGGAGCAUGAUGAGAGUCAAGAAGAGGCUGUUGUGGUGGAUGCUGACUCUACUGAUGGUGCCGUACUUGUUAACGGCAACGAGGCUGAGGAACAGUGGGUGCUUACACCACGUGGCUGAGUCAACUCAAGACCAACGGUUCCAGCUGUCUAACUAUUCAUCGUCAUGCUAUGGUUAGAUGUGUUGCCUUAACGAGGUGAUCAAGGGAACCGGUGCGUCUUUUUCUGCCGGUGUGGUGACAAGCACAGACAAAUUUUUGUCGUGGGAGCACACAAUCAAUAUACUGUAGACUUUUCCGAGUUUCGGUUAUUAGUUUAGUUGCGGCUUAGUUGUACCAUUUAAUAUUUAUUUGAUGCCAUUUUUUUUUUCUUUUCUUGGAAGUAUUGUGUUUGUGAAUCAUAGAUACAUAAUAGCUACUAUGUUACAAAUAAUUACGCGUCGAACGUCGUAUGGUUGAUUGAUUACUCUCCGAACAUAAUUUUUUUCGGGUUAUAUUAUUAUGAACCACCUCAUUAGAUACAAAAAAAUUGUGUUUGUAGUUGUACACACAGGAUGUGUAAGGUGUUUAUUCCAAAUUGAAAGCAUCUGUCAAA
This is a messenger RNA of Erythranthe guttata (spotted monkey flower), 3409 nucleotides long. RefSeq names its product coatomer subunit beta'-1-like. Gene Ontology annotation, molecular function: structural molecule activity; protein binding. NCBI's taxonomy places the organism in Eukaryota, Viridiplantae, Streptophyta, Magnoliopsida, Lamiales, Phrymaceae. Gene Ontology annotation, biological process: intra-Golgi vesicle-mediated transport; intracellular protein transport; retrograde vesicle-mediated transport, Golgi to endoplasmic reticulum. The record is from RefSeq and is a predicted model, not a curated record. Gene Ontology annotation, cellular component: COPI vesicle coat.